AAAUUAAUGAUGGUAUUAACAAUUUAACAGUCAAAGCAAUUAGAGACGAUCCGAAGUCUGUCCCGACCAAAACCGGGCCGAGUCGAAGUCUCAAACCCCGGGAUAUUUUAAAUUUCCAAUUAGAGCAUAGUAAAAAAGAAGUACAAAGAAAAGGAAAAGAUCUUACAAGGAAAUGAAGGAGGAGUUGGAGAAGAAUCCCCAAUCGACAAUAUCAUCUUCCCAAGUAUUUUUUAUCCAUGUUUGCUGCGGACUAGCCUUGGUCGCUGGGUUUUGGGUGGCCCACCAUGUCUAUUCCCUCAAUCUCGUCUUUGAUCCUACAAAAACUCUUUGUUUGAUCUGGGCUAUUGAAUUCCCAGUUGUUAUCCUUCUUUUCAGUUGCUGUAGACAGAAACCGGAGAAAUGCUCGUAUUUCACAGCUAUUGCCCGAGGUCUGCUGGGACUUCCUAUUGGGGCUCUAUUAAAUGCGCUUGGAGCAUUAGCUUUGGGUGCACCCGUCGGCUUGCAAUACUUAGAAAAGACAGUUAACUGGUCUCUUCUGAUGUCUUCAUUCACUUUUGUGCCCACAGCUUGUGUUUAUGGUUCAAGUUGGACAGAUUGGUGUCGCAUAUUUGCAUGUACAAAGCCAAAUGGACCUUUGGAAUUUAUGCUUUGUCUACCAGCACAUGGAGCUGUAAUUGGAGCUUGGUUUGGUGCUUGGCCUAUGCCACUUGAUUGGGAACGCCCUUGGCAGGAUUGGCCAAUCUGUGUGAGUUAUGGAGCAAUGGCUGGUUACGUGGUUGGGAUGGUGGGAUCCUUUGGUCUUGCACUAAUAAUGCAUACUGGACGAAAGCAACUCAAAGCAGAGUAGAUGGUACUCUUUUUCCGUUUCAGUUUCCCCUUUGCUGAGCUACGAAGCAAUGACUGGUAUAGUUGUUUUGUCCGAUUUUGCGAUUAUAUAUAUAUAUAUAUAUAUUCUCUUUAAGUUGCUGAAAAAUAUACUAAAUCAGUUUAUUCUUUAUUGGAUAAUAUCAAUUUAACUUACAACCUUGCAAUCCUUGAUGGAUGGAUGUGUUUUCUUUGUAUCUAAGAAAGCCUGUGCUAGUUUUUAUGAUGGCAUUUGGAUGUACAAACACUAGCUCAAAGAAUCAUGUUAAAACAA
Gossypium arboreum is the source of this 1138-nucleotide messenger RNA. RefSeq lists its product as uncharacterized. NCBI's taxonomy places the organism in Eukaryota, Viridiplantae, Streptophyta, Magnoliopsida, Malvales, Malvaceae. The coding region runs from base 173 to 847 and encodes 224 amino acids. Gene Ontology annotation, cellular component: endoplasmic reticulum membrane. The transcript is spliced from 8 exons. Gene Ontology annotation, biological process: GPI anchor biosynthetic process. The record is from RefSeq and is a predicted model, not a curated record.